Molecule: messenger RNA, 1608 nt
Organism: Oncorhynchus kisutch (coho salmon)
Lineage: Eukaryota; Metazoa; Chordata; Actinopteri; Salmoniformes; Salmonidae
Gene: tmem26a
Product: transmembrane protein 26a
Exons: 6
Coding region: 49-1113 (354 amino acids)
Source: RefSeq, a predicted model, not a curated record
UUCAGGAAUAACGGGACACUAGCUGUCGAAUCUUUACUCUUAAGUAUUAUGGCGUUUGUGGUCAGAUUUUCGUGUGCGGUAGUUACUAGGUUGCUUUUCAUUCUUAUCUCACUCAUCGGAGUUUGGAGAGUGACAUUGGUUAAAGAUGACAAUAUCUACUGGUUUAUGACAUUCCUCUUUCUACCUCUCGUUGUCGAAAUGAUAAUAACUUUGAAAAGAAGAAAGGGAAAAGAUUAUAAAUGGUUCUCGCCAGCCAUUAUGUUGUUCCUUGUCAGUAUCAUUCCAUCCAUCUGGAUUCUGGAACUACAUCAUCAGCAUCACAACUCUAGUGACCUCCAGUGCAAGAAACUGGACUCAUGGGAAAAUGUGAGAAGCAUGAUUUCUCGGAACGAAACGGUGGGGAAUUUAACGGUUCAAACCUAUCUAAAGGGUCUUGACCAACUCUUGUCCACGGUUUGUCCCAACGACUGGAUCCUGGCCCUCCAUCAGAUCCUUCUAAUCCUACUCAUCAUAGGGAAGUGGCUCCUCCCACUGGGGGGCGGGGUCACACGGGAGGAGCUCUCCCAGCUCCUGCUCAUCUUCGUUGGCACAGCAGCUGACAUCUUGGAGUUCACCAGUGAAACACUGUCUGAUGUCAAGGAAAACAGCCCUCAGCUGGUGUACAUCAUCUUGGCGGUGUGGACCUGGAGCAUGUUACAGUUCCCUCUCCAUCUGGCCGUGGUGAACUCAAAGCCAGAAAGUGAGGGUGAAGGCCAAGGCGAUUCCCUCCUGACCAUGCACAGCACAGACAUAUGGAGCAUCAUUGAGAGCCUAUUCAUCCAGGAUGGCCCUUUCCUUGUGGUCCGGCUCACCGUCAUGACCUACUUUGAUGUCUUUCACCAGAUGUUGGUGUUCUUUACCAUUAAAAACUUCCUGGUGGUCAUCCUGAACUUCUACCGGCUGGCCGUCAUAUGCCAGAACUACAGACCUGUAGUCAGGUCCAGAAGCAGCAGUAAUAUCCCUGAUUGUAGUAGGGUAGAGGUGGAGAGGAAGUAUGGGGAGGGGAGGUUGGAGAGAGACAAGGUUCCUGCCUCUGCUUUGGAGGAAGUUAAUACAGAAAGUACCAUUACGUAGUGCACUGUUUAUACAAUGCACAAGUUCAAUAUUGGACAGGAUUUGUGAGUUCAAAAGCUGGAAUUAAUUAUCUGACUUGACAUUUCCAUGCGUAAAGAGAAGGAGAGACAGAAACCGUUUAAAAGUCACAAGCAUAUAUUCCAUUUCAGCUCAGCUGAUUUUCUACAGUAUUUUAACUUUUUUGUAAUGUUUUUACCCCUUUGACAAAAAUGACAUGGCUUAGAAGUUUACCCCCAAAGGUAUGUGGAAUAGAAUUUAAAAAAAUUGUUAGCAAACAAAGAGUAUGACUGAAAAGGUAGGCAGCCAAAUGUAACUGUCCACAGCUGACAAAAUCUACCCAAUUUUGUUUUCCAAUGGGUUGCUUUUGACGAUGGGAAAAGGUGUGAUUAUGCAGUGGAUUCGGAAAGUAUUCAGACCCCUUCCCAUUUUCCACAUUUUGUUACGUUACAGACUUAUUCUAAAAUUGAUUAAAUAAAAUGUUCCUCAUCAAUCUAC